This is a messenger RNA of Ilyonectria robusta, 579 nucleotides long. RefSeq lists its product as uncharacterized. The record is from RefSeq and is a predicted model, not a curated record. The annotation marks the transcript as partial. Lineage: Eukaryota; Fungi; Ascomycota; Sordariomycetes; Hypocreales; Nectriaceae. Gene Ontology annotation, molecular function: FAD binding. The transcript has 2 exons.
GUCCACUUCUCCAUGGCCAUUCCACUCGAGCGGCCGGUAGAGGGCGAGACGACGCUUUGGCGUUUCUCUAUGGCGACGGACCCCGCCGAUGCCUCGUCUAAGGAGGAAGUACUGCAGGAGGCGAAUCUGGCCAGCCUGUUGGAGCAUUAUAUGGUGGGACCGAGGCCGCUGCAGUACGAGGUAGUCCGCAAGACCGUCUACCGACUCCACCAGCGGCUAUCAAAUACCAUGGCGACGGGACGAUGUGCGCUGAUAGGUGAUGCCGCGCAUUUAAAUAACCUUGUCGGUGCGCUUGGCUUCUCGACAGGCCUCCUCGAUGCUGAGGCCCUGGCAACGACAAUCAAGAUGAUCCUGCGUGAAGGCAGCCCCCUCUCGCUAUUAACCACCUACUCGGAUGCGCGCCGACAGGUAUUCCAAUCGUUCGUAUUGCCAACCAGCACCGCAAACAAGCUACGCAUCCAACAGGAUCCCGCCGCGGCUGACGAGGACUGGAUGAUACGCAUGAUGCAGAACCCGACGCCCGCAGUGCUACGCGAGUUCACCAUGCCCUAUUUAACGGUAUGGAGGACAGAUAUGCGC